AUGGGAGUUGUUGUUAGUGUGCCAGAAGUAAGCAUAGGAAUAAAAAUUGUUAAUAAAAAAAAAGAAGAAGUCAAAACAAACAAAAAUAUUUUAUACCUGUAUUUAUGUAAGAGCAAUAUCAUAAAUAUCAACAGAAAUAUAAAAUAUUUAAGAAAAAUCAAAAUUUUACAAAUUUGUUGCAAUAAAAUAACGGAAAUUCCACCUGAAAUAAAAGAAUUAAAGGAUUUAAGUAUCCUUUAUUUAUGUAAAAACAGGAUAACUUCUGUUCCAUCAGAAAUAAAAGAGUUAAAACUCUUACAGGAAUUAAAUUUAGCAGAUAAUCAAAUAACGGAAUUACCUGAAUCUGUAAAAUUUUUAAAUUUAAAAGUAAUUGAUGUUUCAGGUAAUUUAUUUGAAGAAUUUCCAACUGUCAUAACGGAAAUUAAAUCAUUACAGAGUAUUACUAUACUAAGGAGUAAUAUAAAGUAUGCAUCACCCAGGAUAUUAGAACUGCCUUAUUUAGUUGAUUUUAAUUUCUCUUCUCCUGAGAGUAUAACUGCUGUUAUUAAACCUGAAUUAUCGUUAUGCAAUAUUAUAACGGAAUAUUUAGUUAAUUAUAACGGAAAUAUAAAAAAAUAUCUUCCUUUUUCGGUAUUAAAAAAUAUUUUUAUGGUAAAAACCUGUUAUAUUUGUAAUAAAUUUUGUUUUACAUACAAAAUAUACACAAAUAUAACGGUUUUUAAUAAAAGAGUGCCUGUACAGUACGAUAUUUGUCACAAGCACACUGUAAAAAUGGAAGAUGUUCAGGAAAGCAUUAAGGAAUUACUUUUUUCAGAGGAAAUUCAGUUAAAUAUUCCUAAAAAGGAAAUAAAAACAAGAAAAGCCCUGAAAAAUCCAGAAAAUGUCAUAAAAAUAUCUGAAAUCAGGAAAUAUUUACAGAAUAAUCAAAUACACAUCAAGAAUUAUAAGUAA
Molecule: messenger RNA, 951 nt
Organism: Nematocida parisii ERTm1
Lineage: Eukaryota; Fungi; Microsporidia
Exons: 1
Coding region: 1-951 (316 amino acids)
Molecular function (GO): protein binding
Source: RefSeq, a predicted model, not a curated record